This is a messenger RNA of Fusarium poae, 261 nucleotides long. RefSeq lists its product as uncharacterized. The record is from RefSeq and is a predicted model, not a curated record. Bases 1 to 261 code for a protein of 86 amino acids. The transcript has 2 exons. Lineage: Eukaryota; Fungi; Ascomycota; Sordariomycetes; Hypocreales; Nectriaceae.
AUGGCCGCCGAUAAGGAGCAGUGGGCAGAAACCGCCCAGGGAGGCGGAUACUCCAAACCGCCAGAAAGGCGCAACCUCACGACCGCCCGCCUCGGCGGUCAUAUUAAACCGCCCAUGGCCGCCGAAAUAUACAGUAACUUCGGACCGCCUAAGACAGAAUCCUUCAAAUCGACCGCCAGCCUUUUGCGGCAGCGUAAUCGUAGGACCGCCGAGGACCGCCCGCCUACGAUGGCGGUUGUCGUUGGAUUGUCCGACUACUGA